This is a messenger RNA of Triticum dicoccoides, 759 nucleotides long. RefSeq lists its product as uncharacterized. NCBI's taxonomy places the organism in Eukaryota, Viridiplantae, Streptophyta, Magnoliopsida, Poales, Poaceae. Bases 274 to 759 code for a protein of 161 amino acids. The record is from RefSeq and is a predicted model, not a curated record. The transcript is spliced from 4 exons.
CCCUGUUUUCUACUAGUGGACUCACUUGGUGAGAAUGUCAAACGCAAUGACCUUGCUACUACGGUAACUAUCUAUUUCUUUUCUCAUCUUAGCAUUUAUUUUGUUUGACUUCAUACUUAACAUUUCUCAUAUAUACAUAAAAGUUAUUAGGGAUAGAGAAAUGGCUGAAACUUGCAGAGCAUAGUCCGGAGUUUAUCAAAGGUAAUAAGUGGCCUGAUCUCAAUGUUACAAAAUGGACGGUUGUAGAGCAAAUUCAGGAGGCAAUACAAACCGAUGGGAGGAUAUGAAACAUUUUCGAAAAAAUUAGCAAUAAUUUUGCUCGAUUCAGAGAUUAAUAAGUUAAAAGGAUGUCCCAUGUACCAUCAACCUCUCAACGAAGAAACUUUAGCUAAUUCCGAUCUUGAGAUCCUGGAUAAUCCAUCUGACGUGGUCGAAGAGAAACGUCCCGCCCCAAACACUAUCAUUCCCACGGACCAACGUGAAAUACUUGCCGGCCUCUCCAACUACAUCGUGUCGAUCAAUGAUGUUGGAUGUUUGGAGAAGGUGUGGGUCCGGAGCUCCACACCCGAUCCAAUGAGCUUAUGUCUUAAGAAACUUCAGUGCAUACUUAACAUGGAGCAGCCCAUGUACAAAAAUUGCUUCAACACCGCCGUGCUUAUGCUGGCAUCAUUUAUUUUGUUUGACUUCAUCCUUGACAUUUCUCAUAUAUACAUAAAAGUUAUUAGGGCUAGAGAAAUGGCUGAAACUUGCAGAGCAUAG